Messenger RNA from Cyprinodon variegatus (sheepshead minnow), 4311 nucleotides. It is a transcript of the gene ide, whose product is annotated as insulin-degrading enzyme. The transcript has 23 exons. The record is from RefSeq and is a predicted model, not a curated record. Lineage: Eukaryota; Metazoa; Chordata; Actinopteri; Cyprinodontiformes; Cyprinodontidae. Gene Ontology annotation, cellular component: cytosol; peroxisomal matrix; mitochondrion. Bases 40 to 2982 code for a protein of 980 amino acids. Gene Ontology annotation, biological process: peptide catabolic process. Gene Ontology annotation, molecular function: metalloendopeptidase activity; metal ion binding.
GACUAAUCGAGACUGUUUAAAGAUGGCGCCCUAAAGCCCAUGAUUUGUUUUCUAUGGGUACAAAGUAUGUUUAAGUGCAUUAACCGGACAGCCCACUUCACCAGAUAUCUCAAGUUAACAGGAAACAGUGUCCAUAUUAACCAAGGUUUUAGGCUGGUGUCAUCCUUAUCUCUCACAAUGGCCGAACCAGUUGUGAGGAGGGUGAUCACUGACAUCAUUCGCUCUCCUGAAGACAAAAGGGACUACAGGGGUCUGGAGUUCACCAAUGGACUGAAGGCUAUUCUCAUAAGUGAUCCAACGACAGACAAAUCAUCCGCUGCUUUGGAUGUGCAUAUAGGUUCACUGUCAGACCCAGAGAACAUCUCAGGCCUGGCGCACUUCUGUGAGCACAUGCUGUUUCUGGGGACCGAAAAGUACCCCAAGGAAAACGAAUACAGCCAGUUCCUCAGCGAGCAUGCCGGAAGCUCCAACGCCUUCACAAGCGGGGAGCACACAAACUAUUACUUCGACGUGUCCCAUGAGCACUUGCAAGGAGCUUUAGACAGGUUUGCCCAGUUCUUUCUCUGCCCUUUGUUUGACGAAAGCUGUAAGGACCGGGAAGUGAACGCUGUGGACUCUGAACAUGAGAAGAACCUGAUGAAUGAUUCUUGGAGGCUUUUCCAGUUGGAGAAGGCCACUGGCAACCCAAACCACCCCUUUAGUAAAUUUGGGACAGGUAAUAAAUUAACACUUGAAACAAGACCAUCUAAAGAAGGGAUUGAUAUACGCCAGGAACUCCUGAAAUUUCACUCUACCUAUUACUCUGCUAAUCUUAUGGGGCUCUGCGUGUUAGGAAGAGAGUCUCUUGAUGAAUUGACGUCGAUGGUGGAGCAGCUCUUUGGAGAAGUGGAAAACAAGAACGUUCCUGUCCCAGAAUUCCCUGAACAUCCGUUCCAGGAAGAGCACCUUAAACAAUUCUACAAAGUCGUCCCCAUCAAAGACAUUAGGAACCUUUACGUGACCUUUCCCAUCCCAGACCUACAGAAGUACUACAAGUCUAACCCAGGACAUUAUCUGGGACAUCUGAUUGGCCACGAAGGACCUGGCAGUUUAUUAUCUGAGCUGAAAUCAAAAGGUUGGGUGAAUACCCUAGUUGGAGGGCAAAAGGAAGGAGCCAAAGGGUUCAUGUUCUUCAUUAUCAACGUGGAUCUGACUGAGGAGGGUCUCUUGCACGUUGAAGACAUCAUUUUCCACAUGUUCCAGUACAUCCAGAAACUUCGCACUGAGGGACCUCAGGAAUGGGUGUUUGAAGAAUGCAAGGAUUUAAGUAAAGUAGCCUUCAGGUUCAAGGAUAAGGAGCGACCGCGCGGCUACACCUCCAAAGUGGCAGGCUUAUUGCAUUAUUACCCUCUUGAAGAAGUUCUUGCUGCAGAGUAUCUCUUGGAGGACUUCAGACCAGAUCUGAUUGAGAUGGUGCUUGAUAAACUAAGACCAGAAAAUGUCAGAGUUGCUGUGGUGUCAAAGUCAUUCGAAGGGCAAACAGACCAGCAGGAGGAGUGGUACGGCACGCAGUACAAGCAGGAGGCCAUUUCUGAAGACAGCAUAAGGGUAGUCAACCUGUGGCUGCAGCCUCAGUGGAACUGUUUGUAUGUAAUGUUUGACCGCUGUAAUUCUUUCUGCAGCCCGUUUGCAUACGUGGACCCAUUGCAUUGUAACAUGGCAUAUUUGUACCUGGAGCUCCUCAAGGACUCCCUCAACGAGUAUGCAUAUGCAGCUGAGCUAGCAGGCUUGAGCUAUGACCUCCAAAAUACCGUCUAUGGGAUGUAUCUUACAGUCAAAGGUUACAAUGAUAAAUCCCACAUCCUGCUGAAGAAGAUCAUUGAGAAGAUGGCAACAUUCGAGAUCGACGAGAAGCGCUUCGACAUUAUUAAAGAAGCAUACAUGAGGACUUUAAACAACUUCCGAGCCGAGCAGCCGCACCAGCAUGCCAUGUACUACCUCCGUCUCCUGAUGACUGAGGUGGCGUGGACCAAAGACGAGCUCAGAGAGGCUCUUGAUGAUGUAACUCUCCCACGCCUUAGGGCCUUCAUACCUCAGCUAUUGUCACGGUUACAUAUUGAGGCCUUGCUCCAUGGCAACAUCCCCAAGGAGUCUGCGCUGGGAAUGGUGCAAAUGGUUGAGGACACACUCAUUGAGCACGCUCACACAAAGCCCCUCCUCCCGAGCCAGCUGAUUCGCUACAGAGAGGUGCAGGUUCCAGACGGUGGUUGGUACGUUUACCAGCAGAGGAAUGAGGUCCACAACAACUGCGGCAUUGAGAUCUACUACCAGACAGACAUGCAGACCACCAACGACAACAUGCUGCUGGAGCUGUUCUGCCAGAUCAUCUCUGAGCCCUGCUUCAACACUCUGAGGACCAAAGAACAGCUGGGUUACAUUGUCUUUAGCGGGCCCCGUCGAGCAAACGGAGUUCAAGGCCUUCGCUUCAUCAUCCAGUCGGAGAAGGCCCCCCACUACCUGGAGAGCCGCGUGGAGGCCUUCCUCUCCACCAUGGAAAAGGCUUUGGAGCAAAUGAGCGAUGAAGCCUUCCAGAAACACAUCCAGGCCCUGGCCAUCCGGCGCCUGGAUAAGCCCAAGAAGCUGUCUGCCGAGUGUGCCAAAUAUUGGGGGGAGAUCAUCUCUCAGCAGUAUAAUUUUGACAGAGAUAACAUUGAAGUUGCACAUCUGAAGACGCUGACAAAAGAAAACAUAAUGCAGUUCUACAGAGAGAGGCUCACCGUUCAGGCUCCAAAGAGACACAAAGUGUCUGUCCAUGUCCUCUCCAGAGAGAUGGAGUCCUGUCCAAUAGUGGGAGAGUUUCCGGCUCAGAACGACGUCAACCUGGCCCCCGUCCCGACUCUGCCGCAGCCCACGCUGAUUCAAGACAUGAACGAGUUCAAGAGGAGCCUGCCUCUCUUCCCUCUGGCGAAGCCUCACAUCAACUUCAUGGCUGCCAAACUGUGAGCCGCGCAGGCCGGCGAGGAGGGAGGGAGGCAGCCGCACCGCCGCUCCCCUUCUGCCUUCCUCCCCCAGCAGGGAAAGGAGGUUCACCUCACCUCACUGAGCCUGCAUGACUGUGUGUGAGUGUAAAAUGAAUGCAUGUGCACGCGGCAGGCUCCAUUAGAAGCAGAGACGCUGCGUAUCUGAAGAUCCCCAAAGUUAGCCGUGGUCGUUCCAAAUAGCCGUGAUAAACGUAGCGGACUCGCCUCAUGUUAAAGGAGACGCCGCUCCUUCACGCUUCAGUGCUGUCGGCUGCUGUAGAGGAAGUAGAACCAUUUAAAAAAAAGAUAAUCAGAUCCCUUUACGCAGGAGCUUCACCACUAGGAGCAGCUCUCCACCUCCUCGGACUGGGAUAUCCGGCGCCGCAGCUGUUAAACGUCAUCACUCUGUCACAUCCAGAUGUUUUAUUCAGAUGUCUGCCUUAUUUUAGAUUUAAAGCCGUGCUCGCUUGGUUGGGGAAAAAAUGUUGGGACCCUUUGAGAAGCUGCUUUUAGCCAACCUGUCAUGAUUCUGAGUUGUUUUUAGGGUUUUAUCGCUUAAAUAGUAUUUUUGAUUGAAACACCUCAGGGGUAAGUCCAUGCCGUCUGUUUUUUUGUUUUUCUUUUAACAAAUUUUAGUGUUAAUGAAAAUCUGUCGUUGCUCAAACCCCUGAUCAGAUCCUGGCUGCGGGUUAUUGUUUUUCUCCCCCGUGGCGUCUCCGUGGAGACCCCUACACUGUGCAUCUGUGUGCGUGAGACUUCCUGCAGCUUGUGCCUUUCCAUCAGUGACAGCAGCAACGUAGCCCUGCGACAGAUUAUCGUCUUUUUCGUUCGGUUUUCUUCCUUCCCGACGCCAGACAUGUCACAUUGAUGUCAAAUAAGAGCUGGAAAAUACGACGGCUCAAAUUUUAACAAGUAUUUCCUGAAUAAUAUGCACUUCUCUCACCAAGCAAUAAACAGCACGGUCCUGAUUGGGAAAGGUUUCGCCCCCGCGCAGACGAGGUCGCGGGUUGUUGCUCUCUCAGGUGCCUGUCGCACUUUGUCCCAACAUUUUAUUUAUUGUUUUUUUCCUCUGUUUGUACUCCCUUCCUCACCACACCUCCACCAGUCUGGCUUCAGCCUAAAAGAAUGAAAUAAGAUUUGAAUGUUGGGACGGCCGCUUUGAUUGUUCUGCACCAGAAGCUUCUUAAAAUGUUCGGUUUCACUCGGCCUCAGCCAGAUUUAUUUUUUAUUUUAAUUCAACAUUUCCUUUGUGGUUAAACACAAAGACAACAUGCAGCCACAUUUGGUGGAAAAAUCUGUUUUCAGUGUACCA